Molecule: messenger RNA, 165 nt
Organism: Amoebophrya sp. A25
Lineage: Eukaryota; Dinophyceae; Syndiniales; Amoebophryaceae
Source: the annotation of a GenBank genome assembly
CCUACAUUAAGGCUCAUCUCCAAUCUCCGUUGUCUGUUGAGUAGAGCAAGAAUUCCUUCCGUCUUCGUCUUCCGCGAUUCAGAAUGCUAUAAGGGCACUCUGCUAGUCACCACAGUGCUGCUAUGGCAUUCAGUUCUUGUCAGCCUGAAGAAGUGCGUCUUCUAA